AUGACAGAAGUAGUGGAAGAUUUGACUCUCAAGGACAUGGAUCCAGAGAAGGAAACACUAUUCUUCCAGUUUGAUGCCUCCACAGUACCAGAUGAGAUGGCUGAGGUGAUGAAGGCUAUCAAGGAGUUGGCAGAAAGCAUGCUAUUUCACUGGAAGACUUUCCCUAUCAUUCUGCCUCCUUCUAUCACGGAAGUAGUGGGUGAACCUACUGUACCCAAGGAUGGAGAAAAAGAAACCGCACAUAAGGGUAAGAUCAACUUUAAUGACUUGUUCAAAGCACCGACAUUUGAUGAGUUAGACCAGGUAGCCUUGAAUUCAUCAGGUGAACUGAAGAAACUAACAGAUAGACAACUACAGGAUGUCUGGAAUUACGGACAAUUUGAGGUGGAGAGUAUCAACUUUCCAGGACAAGUACACAAGUGGAGACUGACCCGUCUGUUACAAAAAGGCUCCAUGACUGCACAAGAUUCACUGCUGAAUGAUAUGGCACUGGUUUUGAGGUUGCUAAUCAUCACAGCCCGCAACAGAUUUGUAUCACACUUUUUCAGUGUGUCCAACUCUUUCAGAGGUCUGGGUAUAGGCUUCAUGAAGAUAUUAGAUAUCUUGAUUGGUGUCCCCGCCACCACCUCUGGUGACCUGGAUGCCAAGAUCCAGGAUGAACACAUGAGAUACUUAGUAGCAGAACUGGACAUCAAGCCUCACUGUAAGAAAGAUUUCCAGACCUUCUGCACCUAUGUGAAGGAAAAAUGUGAACAGUUACAAGCCGACAGUUCAAAGGGUGGCCCCAUUCGUCCUCCACCCAUACCUUACUGUUACCAAACACCGAGCGGGCUUGACAUUGACUUGAGGCUGUUCAACAAAGACUUAAUCAACAAUUGUCUACCUAUCCUCAGUAGUAUACUUGAUAGAGGAUCCAGGGGCUGGCAUGUCCAGUACAGACAGAAACUGAUACGGGAGUUACAGGGUAAAGGAUUAACAAAUGAAGAAAUCUCCAAGAGAGUCAAUGCUUCCGUCAUGGACGAAUAUUUAGACAGAGUAUUUACUGCGAUAUGUAGCAACACAGAAUUGGAGAAUCUACAACAAGGUAUAGGAAAACUGCUGGUAGCACAAGCUAAAACUGUAAUAGCCAUGAAAAAAGCUGUCAACAAUGUCCAGGUUAAGAUGGUGAAGCAUAAAGAAAAGCUGAUUUCCCAUCUGAAGUCUGGGUACAGAGUCAAAUCAAGAAUCGAACCGUGGAUGAACGAACAGAUCCGAGCAUUUGAGAUGGAAUUUGUGGAGCAGAACCUAUGGUCUGCUCAUGAGGAGGCCAUUAAUAUCUGUGAAGAUGGAGGGCUCAAACAAGCGGUCUACUUCUUGAAACGAGACCUCAACUUCCUCAAACAGAGAGAAGCAGUCCUUAUUAAAGAAUUGGGAAAAGUGAGACAUCCCAAAAGAAAAUUCACAUUUGCUACAAGGAUCUGGUUUCCCCAGAAUUACAUUGUGAUGAAGAAGAUUGGCAACCAACAGGAGAGGAUUCCAACUGUGGUUAUGAAUACUAAGAGUCCACCCAGCAGUUCACUUACACUCAGUGAAGGAGACAGGGUUGUGAGCUAUACUGUUGAGAAGUAUCAUCAUCGUGUCACCUCUUCACGCUAUCCGUUUUGGAGGUGGUGGAACUACCUUCAUCGUACAUGGACCUGGACCUGGAAUGCAAUUUUCCUACUAGGAGUAGUAAUCCCCUGGUGUAGCCCCAUCAGUCUGAGGGCACUGUUCAGCAUCAAGCCUUUUAUACCAGACUCUACACUCAGUCAGACUGAUGGAAAGUUGUACCGUAACUCCUACUCUAUAACCCAGACACUGUGUUCUCGGCUUAGUCGACUCUGGGGAAAUGUCUGGGAAUCAAGGAAGGAGUUUGAAGAUGCUCCAGAUCAAGGUUUUCUAGGGAAGAGUUUCACUCGUCACAUUAACCGUUUCUGGAACUACGUCCUGAAGGGAGCAUGUGGAACAGUGAUUCUUGUCCUUUUCUUCCCCGCCUGCUGUGUAGUGGCUUCCACUGCCUCACUGACUGCUGCCAUCACUGCUCCCCUCUGGAUGCCGGCUGUUACCUUAUUAGUUCAUAUUAGUUUUUUCCUCAUUUUUGAUUUUGACUGUCCAGAUGAAAGUAAUCGAUUGUUCCUGAUUUUCGAAGCCUUACUAGGAAGGAUUGUACUUCAAGGUCUAGUCCAGCCAAUAGCUGCUCUGUUUACAGGAGGUGUACUCUGUCCACUGGCUGCCUUAGCAGUGUCUGUCUUUGGUGUAUUGAGGCGGACAGGUCGUGGAGCGUGGGACACUGUCAUGUACUUUACAGUGGUGAAGAGUCGUGGAAGAGUCCCGUCCAAGGACAGUUUUGUGGCCCGGAGGAUUGCAGGGCCUGGACUUGCCUCAAACUACUUCUUCCAGAUCCAGAUUGAACAGGCACUUGCAGCACUAGAGGCUCGCAUGGAAUUGGAUGAGCUGGAGGCCUGGAAGUCCCAUGUCAUCAAGGUCAUAGAGCUGCCCAAGGAUAAGUACAGUUUGUUUGUGGAGCAAUGUUUCAAACCUUUCUCAGCCGACGUUGUCCAGGAGGGAGUGUACAAACGUCUGUGUGCAGAAACCAGCCAGUACCUUACAGACCUUACCAUGAAGGUUAAAUAUCGGGAAAAGAACUUGAACACUGGUCUCCUUCCAGACAUUCAGCGACGCAUCAAAUUACCAGAAAGAGAGCUCAAGCUCUCCAUUCUAAAUGCUGCUAAAAUGUUGGAAAAAUUUUAUACCGAACGUGUCUUUCCGAAACUUAUGUUACCUGAAGUGGAAUUCUGGGAAGGCAAAGGAUUGGAAUAUCGAGAUUGGAGAGGACUUGCCGGCAAGAAAUUCAUAGAGAUUUUCUCCAAGACCUUUUUAAUCCCUUUAGAGGACACAGAUAAUCAUUUUGAACUUGAGGUUCUUCAUAUCAACAUGGAGAGGUAUAUAAAGAUGGUUGCUACAGGUGACUACCAUGAUGACCUUGACCUUGUCACAGAGAUCCACACACCUUCUGGUGAAGUCAGUGUCAAGGCUCCUCAGAUGGACCUUCAUUUCUUUGACCCCAGUCAGGUUAUCCUACAGACGACGAGAUACCACACACCAAGGUCAAGGUCCAAACCAUGGAAACCAAUUUUGAAGGAACUUCAGUUUGACAAACUGCAGAUACCAUUACCAAUCCCUCAUCCUGUGGUAAUAGCUGUGCUCAUAUACAACAGAGACCACGACCAGAACCCUAUUGUGUAUGAGGACGUGUACUGCCAACGGAUCCUACGCGCCACCAAAGAGGUGAAGGUCCUACCAGAGUGAGGCUCCCGAUGGGUAUCUUUUACAAUUCUGCACAUUACAGUAACAUUGGUCUCCUCAAGCUCAACUUGGUAUUGUGUCGUAAUUCUCUCUGUCCUGCUGCACUUUCUAAUUCAGAGUGUAUUUCAUAUUAACCAAGAGUGACUAUGUUAUUGUUAGGUAAAACCUUGUUAUGCUGUUAUCUUUUGUCUGACAGAAUAUUGACUGCACACUCAUCACUUUGGCAAUUUUAUUUGUAUGACUUAAUUGGCAAGAAAAAAGUACAUAAGAUGGAUUGGCACUAUAAAGUGUGUUUGGAAUGGCAAUAUAUAGAGGUUUUGCUGUAAUAGUGGUAUUGAUGUAAUAUAGGUUAGAAGUAAUUAUUGCUGGUGAAAAGAAAUUUCCAUGAAAUCUUGAUAUUAAACAUGUAUUUUCUAGUUCUUUUAAAGAAAUGAAUUUCUGAAAUCAUUUCUUGCUAUGUAUUUUUAAAAAUUUCAAAAUCAUCAAGUCAGAUCACAGAGAAAACAAUUACCAGGAAUAUAUCUAGAAUUUUCAUACCACCAAAAGUAAAGGAUAAUAUUGGACAAAGACAUUUUCAAGUGAUGUAGUUCCCGUAACUAAAAUAUUAAACUUUUAUCUGAAAAUUGCUCAAAAUUUAUUUUAUUGGAAAUAGACUAUAAAAUAUGUUGAUUAUUUCAAUGAAAAAAGAAGCGUCUCAUAAAGAUGGACUUCGUUAGAAGUUACCUUGACAAAGGUGUCACAAGAUCAUCUUAUUUGAAUUAUUGCUGAAGUUUUUUUAAUUAUUGCCAGAGUUAUUUCCCCUUGUUUCAUUUAUCUCUGUUCUGUUAUUGCAACUUUUUCUAUAAAGAAGGUUUCUUAACUUUCCAGGAAUAUAUACUUGCAUGUGAUUUCUCCUGUUUCAUUAUCCAGUGCUUGUGUUACUGAUACUAUUUAAUGUGAGAUCUUUAUCAUCUGAUAUUCAUGGUCAUUUUUGUGAUAUUUACAACAACCUGUCUUUUGUACCGUAUGUCAUUGUAUUAGUGCAGGAAAGUAAAAACUAAAAUUUUCAUUUUUGUUUAACAAACAUUUAAGGGGCUUUCCAUAGGGUCACAAUUAAGCUUUCAUUUUUCUCUUUCAUUUUAUUGAUCAAUAUGAAAGUUUUGUCUUUAUUUUUCUUCUGUGUUAUUAACUUGAAAACAUACAUUAUUUGAGUGACAGAAAUGAAUAAAACAUUUCUUAUGUUGUCAUUUUUUAAUUUAUCAAAGAUGAUCAAUGUAGUUUUAAAAACAUCAAAAUACUGCUGAUUAUAAUAGGGCCGUAUUAUUGAUUUAGGGUUAUAUGCUUACUUUUGAUGUUUUUUGGCUUUAGUUCACUAUUUUUCUUCCUUUCAAAAUUUUUUGAUGAACAACAAUCAUUAAAAAAGUAACAGUUUUAUGAACAACUUAUUAGCAAACUAAUGGUGUGUUUUAUGAAUUAUGAUAUGAACACUGGAAAUGGCUAGUUAGUUGUUAGAACCAGAACUUAGCUAUGACAAAGACAAUUAUUGUUGCAUGUUGAUUAAACUAUCAGUUGUUUCUGUUUGACUCUUUGUUUUGAGUUACCAAUGCAUGUUUAGUUGUGGUAAAAUGGACUUUCACUUUAAAAAAGUUACUCUUUGUAAACACCACACAUAUAUAUUUAGUGUUGUCCAGGUGGCUGUUUCUUUGAAUAUGCUUUUUUCAGGCAAACUGCAUUUCAAAAUCCUGUCUUUCUCACUGCAAACAUUCAGGGUGCAGUUGUAGUUACAUAUGUACACAAACUGCACUUGCAUAAUAUAUUUAUAUAUCUUGUUUCGGUUGUACUUAUGUGCCUACUGUAGUUGCACGCCUUUCCUUCCUUCACAUCUCAUGAUGGAGGGGACAUAACUUUCAUUUCUAGCAUCUUUCUUACAAGGGGACAGAACUCUGUGACACUUGGAAUGAGUUAAACAAGUUAUGGCAGUUGAUACAUCUUCUAUGCAAUUAAUUCAAACAAAGAUGCAUGGAAUUUUCCUGGAUUGGAAAAGAAAAAUUAAGGAUGAAUAUAACAAUUUUAAAAACAAUUAAGAAUUUUAGGAAAGGUCUAAUGCUAUAUGCAUCUUUGACUUGUUAUAUGAAUAGGAAUUCUAUAUUUUCAAUUUAAAUUAAUUAAUUUAUCAUUUCUUGAUUACGUAAAUAAUUAAUGUUGCCAUGUCCAAUUUUUUCUUUUAUCGGUAAUGUUUUGAUUAUUUUGUGCCUUGCUAAGAUUUUUUUUUUAGGAUGACUUUCUUCCUAUUGAAUGGUUGUGAUCUCGGCUUUUCCACAAUGAAUUUAGCAAUGUGGUUGUAUAGUACAAAAUCUAUUUUAACAAAGUUAUAUGUAAAACAGGCAAAUAUAGUUUUAUACAAGGGACUGAUAUUUAAUUAUACAAGAUAAGAAAAACAUGCAGACAAUUUCUGUAAAAUGAUUUGUUUUAUUUUAGCAUUAUUGUUUGAUAGUAUUGAUGUUUUGUACACUAAAUGCUUGCAUAUAUCAAGGUCUCUUCCUCAAGGUUAACAGAGAACUCCUGUACAAAAAUUCAAUGUGUUCUUUUACGAAUUUUCUUAACAGUGAAUAUUUAGGGUCGAGUGUUGAUGAUUAUAAUAAGAUAAUACACUUGUUAUUCCUGUCAUGUUUUCCAUAUGUAUUCCUCAUUAAACCCAUGAUGCCAGCACCUUAAAUUCUCGCAGUGGGGAGAGAGAUUGGCUGUAACAGAGAAAAUACUAAAGCUUGUAAUGGCUUUUUAUCAUACCUGUCAUAAAGUGCAGUAGAUGUACAUGGGCUUAUUGACAAAUAGAUAGGGGAAUAAGAUACUUUUUUUAACAAGUACCUGAUGAAACUGAAUAUAUGCACAUAUUUACUCUCUAUUUCUCUUUGUUUCUUUUUGUUUAAGAUUCAUUGCUGCUUUACCUGUGUAGAUAUUCUUUAAUCUUCUAUAAAUGUCCUGGAUACUUUACAUCUCUAAGAUCAGUAACAAAAGUAACCUCUCACUGAUGCUUUAUUUUAUAAAGGUACACAUUUCGUGAAAUGUACAUGCAAAUACAGGAGUGAAAUCUGAUAUCAUUUCAAUUGAUGCUUAUUUAAAAAUUCAAUACCGGAAUGUAAUUAAAGAUAGAUUUUACUAGAGAAUUUAAUGUUUUGUACAAAUAAGUAUCAAUUAUACUGCCACAAAAAAAAAUUAAGCCAAUUGAAAUCAAAUUGUAUUGACAUUAAUUGUAACCUUUGUUUAUGACAUCAUGAUUUUUUUUUUCCUUCAGAAAUAAAAAUUCAGAUCCCCUCAAUGAGAUCUUCAUGAAAAAUUUAAUUUACAUUAAACCAGCUGUAAAAUAUUUCUAUGUUAUCUAUAUCUUGACAUUUCCUGUAAUUUUGACUGAGCAAUAUUAACAUAAAAAUAGAUGUAUAUUUUCAGCCUUAUUAACCUAUUUUAAUUAAGAAACUGACAAGCAUAAUAUUUCUAUAGUUUUGUGAUUUGAUAAUGAUAAUGAUCUUCAUGUACGUUUUAGCCAACUAUUAUCAGAUGGUAUGUGUUCCAAAUUGCACUUAGAUCAUCUUGUGGAUAGCUUACACCACAACAACUAUUUCUUCAGAAGUCUGAUGAGAUCCUCAAUCUUUAAAUGUAAUGGAUGUUUUUCAUGAAUAAUUGAAGUGAUCAUAUGGAAUCUAUUACUGUUUGAAUUACUAACUGUUGGCGUGAUCGUACAUACAACUGAUUGUUAAGGAGAAAGAACAAAAAAAAGGUCAAACUUAUGUAGACCCCAUGAGUUUACAAUGGGGGAGGCCAUGAGUUUACAAUGGGGAUGUCAUGAGUUUACAAUGGGGGACGCCAUGAGUUUACAAUGGGGGACGCCAUGAGUUUACAAUGGGGUACGCCAUGAAUUUACAAUGGCGGACGCCAUGAGUUUACAAUGGCGGACGCCAUGAUCAUUUCGAGAUCUUCUGUUUCUGCUGACAUUUUAUUUGUGAAUGAAAAAAUAUAUUUAUCAGUUAAAUAUCUUUUCUUGUCUAUAUAUAUUACUGUGAAAACUGGCUAAUAUGACACAAUGAUGGAAACUAUCAUAUCUUGGUCAAAUUGGACAGGAGGUUAGAGAGCUAAGAUUCAAUGUUUUUUUUAACUAUUUUGAUGAAAAAUGGUAUCACAGUACCUGAGUAUUUUGUAGGAUUAAACAGGAAGACAGAAUAUACAGGUCAUACUGGGUAAUGUUCAAGAUAUUUAGGGUUACAGUAUUCUUUUGGAUCCGAUUCAGAGAUAUGGGGUUACAAUAUUCUGUUUGGAUCAGGAGUCAAAUUAGACAAGGUUCACAGUAAUCUUCAUUAUCUGUCCAGUCUAUAUGUGAUGGUGCUAUAUAAUCAUACAGGCCAUUUAGUUUCUGACUUGUUUCCCAGAUUACAUGAUGUCAUUAAUCAUGCACUAGUGAUAUAUAUAUAUAUAUGUAUUGAUGUAUUAUGUUUAGAAGUUUUUUCCAUGCUAUAUAUAUAAUAAAUAUAUUAUUGGAUGUGUAUAUUUAUGUAAAACUCUCUUAUGACACCUGUUUUGACCUUUGACCUCACCAGGUUAUUUGCAUUUUGUUAGCGAAUCUCUAGUAAAUGAACUGAAGGAUUUUAAUCUUAUAAAUAUUGAACGAUACUUCAUGGAUUUUACAUGAUUGUCUGUCUCAGCAAAUUUGAACACACUUGUUCUAGAAAAUGCAAGUAACAUGAUAGACAUCAAAGAUUUAGAUAAAUGGUUUUCUUUCAAGAAAUAAUUUCAAAUUAUUUUUCACAUCCUGAAAAUUGUUAGUAAUAAUCACCUGUAUUGUAUAAGUAAAUUACUAGUUUUAGGAUAAAAAUCAAUUGAAAGAAGACCCAAGUCUUUUUUGUGUAUAUUAUUUCAAAGCUUAAUACAGAUUUACAAAAGAACAAUUUGCAAUUACAUGAAGCUUGAAAGUGCAGUUUUUGUUUGAAUUUUCAUUGCAAUAUUGCCUGUUUGUAUGUCAUAAGGCUACACAGACAUAGAAGACCUUCUGUAUGUCAUAAGGCUACACAGACAUAGAAGGCUUUCUGUAUGUCAUAAGGCUACACAGACAUAGAAGACCUUCUGUAUGUCAUAAGGCUACACAGACAUAGAAGGCUUUCUGUAUGUCAUAAGGCUACACAGACAUAGAAGACCUUCUGUAUGUCAUAAGGCUAAACAGACAUAGAAGACCUGUAUGUCAUAAGGCUACACAGACAUAGAAGGCUUUCUGUAUGUCAUAAGGCUACACAGACAUAGAAGACCUUCUGUAUGUCAUAAGGCUACACAAACAUAGAAGACCUGUAUGUCAUAAGGCUACACAGACAUAGAAGACCUUCUGUAUGUCAUAAGGCUACACAGACAUAGAUGACCUUCUGUAUGUCAUAAGGCUACACAAACAUAGAAGACCUGUAUGUCAUAAGGCUACACAGACAUAGAUGACCUUCUGUAUGUCAUAAGGCUACACAAACAUAGAAGACCUGUAUGUCAUAAGGCUACACAGACAUAGAUGACCUUCUGUAUGUCAUAAGGCUACACAGAUAUAGAAGACCUUUGGUAUGCUUUAAGGCUACCUGACAUAGAAGACUUAUGCUUCUUCAGGCAAUAAAAAUCUCAUGGGAAAGACUUGGAACCAGACCUCAAAGAGUUUUUUUUAAACCAAGAGACUUAAGGAAUAGAUAGAAGGGCCAGGGAUAAGUUUAUAAAUAUCUGAUAAAAGACAAAAAGGGAUGAUGAAAUUUGUUGUGAGGAUGGGGAAACAAAAAAUGAUAGAAUUAAAUGCUUGAAUUUAAAAAAUAUUGGAUGCUAUAGCUAAUUACAGUAAAACCCAGGGGAGAAACAGAAUGAAUAAAAUCAAAGGGAAAGAUAUUGAAAGACUUGUAAAAAGACAAAGAUGAUGAAAUUCAAAAUUGUUGAUAGAAGACAAAAAGAUGUGUAUGGAAUCGACAUGAGAACAAGUCAUUACAAUUGAUGUUAGAAAGUCAUUAGAUGGAUGUUGAAAUUCCAAGAAAAGUUCAAAUAAAUGAUGAAAGGACAAGUACUUGAACUUACUAAUAAGUGGAAUAGGGUUUCCCAUUGUAAAGAUGAAGGUCAUUUUGACUGUGUUAUCCUUGGCUGAAUUUGUACUUUUAACAUGUAACUGAGAAUAUAUGAUGAUUUUUAAGUUAACAUCCUGAGAUUAACCAAACAUACAUAUAUAUAUACUGUUUAGUAAAAUUAAUAUGUAUAGAAUGAUGACGAUGAGUAAAAUAUCACAUAAAAAUAAAAAUAGAAAUAUA
Messenger RNA from Ylistrum balloti, 9605 nucleotides. RefSeq lists its product as uncharacterized. The record is from RefSeq and is a predicted model, not a curated record. The transcript has 33 exons. Lineage: Eukaryota; Metazoa; Mollusca; Bivalvia; Pectinida; Pectinidae. The coding region runs from base 1 to 3327 and encodes 1108 amino acids.